Molecule: messenger RNA, 1799 nt
Organism: Daphnia magna
Lineage: Eukaryota; Metazoa; Arthropoda; Branchiopoda; Diplostraca; Daphniidae
Product: tyrosine 3-monooxygenase
Exons: 12
Coding region: 117-1709 (530 amino acids)
Biological process (GO): dopamine biosynthetic process from tyrosine
Cellular component (GO): axon; perikaryon; cytoplasm
Molecular function (GO): iron ion binding; tyrosine 3-monooxygenase activity
Source: RefSeq, a predicted model, not a curated record
AUGAAUCUGUUCCAUUGACGGUUCCCCCAAAACUUCGAACAUUCCCUCAACCGGGUAAGUUCUAAUUACUUAAACUGGAAUUCUGGAAAUACGGCCUACUUGGCUACGCGUACAAGAUGUCAGCAACGUCAGUUUCGUCAAAAAUUGCUGUGAAUCCGGCCAAUACAGCCAGCGGCAUUACUUCCUUCCAUUCCGGUCGGGAACAGUUCGUCAUGAAAAAAUCCUAUAGUAUUGAGAACGGAUAUGCCGGAAGACGUCGGUCUCUGGUGGACGACGCACGUUUCGAAACAAAAGUGAACAGACAGAAUCGAGAAAAUUUACUUCACGAAAAUUCACUCUCUCGCGAAAAUUCGACGUCGCAGGAGGAACUCGUUUUACCGGAAGACGCUUUUACUGUCGGAGAAAAUGGAAGACUUUUGGUGGCGAUAAUUAUCCGUAUGCGCGAAGAACUGGUAACGCUGUCUCGAACAUUCAAAACAAUCCAGCAUUGCAAGGGGACGCUGUUGCACGUAGAAUCGCGUCCAUCACACAACAAAGAGGAGCCCCAAUUCGAAGUGAUUUUGAAGCUAGAUAUCGCUCGCGACAAUCUUGUAUCACUGCUCAAGUUAAUGAAGCAAAGUACAUCACUUAGCCGUGUGACGGUCGCCAGUGCAACCAACUUUGUCGGAGACAUACCAGAAAUUUGGUUUCCAAAGCAUAUUUCCGAAUUGGAUUUAUGCAAUCAUUUGGUGACACGUUACGAACCAGAUCUAGACCAAGGCCAUCCUGGCUUUACUGACGUUGUCUAUCGAAAACGGCGUCAAGAUAUUGCUAAUAUUGCUUUCAAUUAUAAACACGGAGAGCCUAUUCCACGCGUUGAAUAUUCGCUCGAAGACAAAACCACUUGGAAAGCUGUUUACACAGAACUGAUGUCACUUUUGCCGAAACACGCGUGUCGCCAGCAUUUGGAAGCUCUUACUCUAUUGGAAAAGGAAUGCGGAUACGCGGCAGACAACAUUCCGCAACUAGAGGACAUUUCCAACUUUCUUAAAAGAAGGACUGGCUUUUCUCUUCGUCCGGCAGCUGGUUUGUUGACGGCUCGCGAUUUUCUUGCAAGCUUGGCUUAUCGCGUAUUUCAAUGCACCCAAUACGUUCGACAUUCUUCCUCUCCCUAUCACUCUCCGGAACCGGACUCAAUUCACGAGCUGUUGGGACAUGUUCCAAUCCUGGCUGACAGAAAUUUUGCCCAAUUUUCCCAAGAAUUGGGUUUAGCCUCGCUAGGGGCAAGCGACAGUGACAUUGAAAAAUUCUCGACGAUGUAUUGGUUCACGGUCGAGUUCGGGCUCUGCAAACAAAAUGGGGAACUCAAGGCAUACGGAGCUGGUUUGCUUUCAAGUUACGGAGAACUUAAGCAUGCCCUAUCCGGGAAACCUAGUUUACUGGCUUUCGAUCCGACCGUCUGCGCUGUUCAACCCUAUCAGGAUCAGGAUUAUCAGGAUGUCUAUUUCGUAGCAGAGAGUCUGGAAGAUGCCCUUCAAAAGUUCCGCGGUUGGGUAGCCGAGAACAUACGUCGACCUUACGAAGUCUGCUACGAUCCGUUCACGCAAACUGCCGAAGUCGUUGACUCAAUUACUGCGCUGGCUAAUGUUACUAAACAAGUUCAGACGGAUCUGUCUCAUGUCUGCACAGCCCUACACAAGAUGAAUCCCGGCUUGUGCUGCAAAUGGUAGCCAAUCUGCACGUGCUGAAGUUGUUUGUUUAAUAUAUUUUAAUCUCAAUAUUUUCGUCGUAUUCACUCAAAUACACGCUUAUCUGUUCAA